UGUUGACGACGAACGUGUGACGCGUUGAAAUAGUUGCAAGCUGGAAAAGUAAUAAAUAAAUAAAAAUACAGAAUGUUAACGACGCCAAUGCACAAAAAGCGACGUGUAUGCGUUAUAGGAGCCGGCACCGCUGGACUCUGCGCCUUGAAGAACUCGUUGCAGCAAGGGUUUGAGGCAGUCGCCUAUGAACGUGGCACAGAGAUCGGUGGCACUUGGGUGUUUUCUGAGGAAAUGCCCAAAAGUGAGUACGAUGAGGUGCAUAGCAGCAUGUACAAGGGCUUACGCACAAAUUUGCCGAAGGAAGUGAUGGGCUAUCCCGACUUUCCCUAUGACAGUGCGAUAGAGGAAUCUUUUAUUAACGCCGAGCAGGUUCUGGAAUUUCUACGCGCGUACGCUGAUCACUUUAAGCUACAUUCGCAUAUCAAACUGCAGCAUGAGGUCAUCAGAGUGCGUCCUCGAUUAAAUGAUUGGGAGGUUUAUAUUUGGGAUCACAAUGCCAACACCUGUGAGCCGUAUUAUUUUGACUUUGUCUAUGUGUGCAACGGCCAUUACACGGAACCGGAUAUCCCUGAUAUUGAGGGCAUGCAAAUAUACGAAGGCCAGCAGUUGCACAGUCAUCUCUAUCGCAAGCCGGAUAACUUUAAAGAUAAAAACGUUUUGGUCUUAGGCGCCGGUCCCAGUGGCAUGGAUAUUGCAAAUCAUAUACGGACUGUUGCCAACCACGUGUAUCUUAGUCAUCAUUUGAAAACCGCACCGAACACAACCUUUAUGGGAAAUGUUACCCAAAAGCCGGACGUCGAGCGUUUCACCAAGGAUGGUGCCAUUUUUAAGGAUGGCAGCAGCGAAACCUUCGAGCAUGUCGUCUAUUGCACGGGCUAUGUUUAUACGUUUCCGUGCUUGAGCACAGAUGUGGGCAUCCAGGUUAUCGAUAACUUUGUGCAGCCUCUGUGGAAGCACUGCGUCAACAUCAACAACCCCACAAUGGCGUUUAUUGGACUUCCCUUCCAUGUGCUGCCCACGCAUACGUUUGAUCUGCAAGUGCGUUUUACGCUCAAGUACUAUUCGGGUGAACUGGAGCUGCCCACAAGGGAAGAAAUGAUAGCUGAGCUGGAGGAGGAGCAAGGCGAACGCUGGAACUGCGGCUUUUACAAUCGCAAGAAGGCUCACCAAAUGGCCGAGCGCCAGUUUGAGUACUACAAUCAAUUGGCAACUACAUCGGGUAUUGAGCGUAUUAAGCCUGUUAUGUUGAAUAUUAUGAAGGAAUGUAAGCAGAAAUAUAUUUAUAAUCUGGAUACAUAUCGCCAGCAGUGCUUUAAAAUUAUAGACGAUGAACAUUUUACGAACACGAAACUCUAAUAUUAAUUCCAACUUAUUGUAUAUCUCAUAUGUAUGUAAGCUUACACUUCUUUAAAGUUAAAUUUAUGUAAUAUACUGAUUUGUUAUGCUUAAAAUUAGUGAAGUACAAAUUGUAUGGAACAUUCUGGCCUUCAGACAGGUUUACUUUUGAAUAAAAAAAUGUUGUACAUGCAUUAAAUAUUUACAAUUAU
Messenger RNA from Drosophila busckii, 1547 nucleotides. It is a transcript of the gene Fmo-2, whose product is annotated as flavin-containing monooxygenase FMO GS-OX-like 1. The transcript has 6 exons. NCBI's taxonomy places the organism in Eukaryota, Metazoa, Arthropoda, Insecta, Diptera, Drosophilidae. The record is from RefSeq and is a predicted model, not a curated record. The coding region runs from base 73 to 1356 and encodes 427 amino acids. Gene Ontology annotation, molecular function: N,N-dimethylaniline monooxygenase activity; NADP binding; flavin adenine dinucleotide binding.